This is a messenger RNA of Nicotiana tabacum (common tobacco), 492 nucleotides long. Lineage: Eukaryota; Viridiplantae; Streptophyta; Magnoliopsida; Solanales; Solanaceae. The record is from RefSeq and is a predicted model, not a curated record.
AUGAUUAAGAAUGAAGCUAUCCGGGACAGAGUGGGAGUAACCUCCGUGGAAGACAAGAUGCGGGAGUCAAGGCUAAUAUGGUUCGGACAUGUUAAGAGAAGGAGCAUUGAUGCUCGUGUCAGGAGGUGUGAGAGGUUGGCCAUGGAGAGUUUGAAAAGAGGUCGAGAUAGGCCUAAGAAGUACUGGGGAGAGGUGAUUAGGCAAGACAUGGCUCUGCUUCAGUUCACUGAGGACAUGACUGUUGAUAGGAGGUCGUCGUAUGAGAGUUUAGGUGGUUUCCGAUGUGGCUUGUCAAUCGAGCAAAUUGUACAGGGCGAGACGAGGUUAUCGGGCUUGAUAUCAGCAUUGCAGUAUUGCGAGGGUCGGAACCGGACUUAUAUGUGUUAUGAUAUAUACGACAGGCAUCAGAUUCGUGAAUUUGCAGCUACUGUGAUUGGAGGUUAUUAUAUUGAGCAUACGAGUUAUACGGUGCAAUGUGUGAUUACACCAUAG